CUUUGCCAUCUUACUGCAAGGCAUGCAGUAUAGAAAAUAGCAUAACAGCUGUCUCCUCCAUUUGAUAGAGAUUUCAAAACUUUCACGCUAUUUUAGGAAGACACAAUACAGUACCUGAGGAACUGAUAAAGCCAGCUAUUCCUGAAGGGGCUUCUGUUUGCCAUGCUGAGAGUCUGUGUCAGCAUUUGGAGAGCCUCAAACUUUGUGGAGUGGAUAGUGAGGAUGAGAAGCAGAUCCUGAAAAGUCUCAAUGCAGUCCUUCUGGCACUUGAUGAAGACAUGCAGACAUCAGCUAAGCUGCUGGCAGACUAUGAUGUGUUACCAGUACUCGGCAAGAUACUGGAAACCAGUCCAAACUGUACAGAGAAGGUUGCACAUGUUCUUGCUGAGUUAGCAAAGAAUGAAGAAACAAGGAAGCCCUGCAUUGAUGCAGGUUUGGUGACGGCACUGGUUCCUCUGCUGCAGAGUUCAGAUCAGCAAUUGCUUCUGCAUGCUGGCAGAGCCAUUGGUCGCAUCUGUUAUGAAAACAAUGAGCUACAAGAGCAGCUGGUGGACCUUGAUGUCAUCACUUCCUUGGUCAGGAUAUUAACUGAUUACCCAGAUAAUGAUACGUUGGUGCGUGUGGGUCUGUUGGCCUUGUCCAAUCUGGCGGAUCUAGAUAGUGCUAAGGAAGCUUUAAGUAAAACCAUGGUUGUUGAACAGCUGGUAAAGCAGCUGAAGAGGGCAGAAAACCAUGAAAGAGUUGAAAUUAUCAUUGAGGUCCUCCAGAUGCUGGCAGAAAAUGAACCCCUUAAGAUACAACUGGUAGAUGUUUCUGUUCAGGAGACCCUAUGUGAUAUCCUCCAGAGACUACAGGACAGUUCACAGACAGAGGACAUGUGUACAAUGAAGUCAUCAGCAGACCUUAUUGUGUCAUUGCUUCUUGGUGAUGAAUCCAUGCAGAAACUUUUUGACAAUGGCUGUGGUGUAGUCUACAAAAAUAUUCCUUCAUGGCUAACAUCUCGGCACACCCUACUUCAGAUGACUGGAGCACUCACCAUUGCUAAUUUUGCAAGAAAUGAUACUAACUGCAUGCGAAUGGUGGAGCUCGGUGUAGUUCACCAACUUUUAGACUUGUUGGAACAACACGUGGAGAAUGGAGAUGUUGCUGUACAACAUGCGGCUCUCAGUGCACUGCGGAAUCUGGCCAUACCAGUGAUGAAUAAAGUAAGAAUGCUGGAAGAAGGGGUGGCCAACAGAAUCCAGAUGUUGCUAAGAUCAGAAAUGCCCCCAGUUCAAUUCAAACUCCUGGGUACACUUAGAAUGCUGACUGAUGGGCAAGCUGAUACAGCUCAGAUUCUGGGUCAAGAUUCCAAGCUAUUGGCUAGACUUGUGCAGUGGUGUGAAGCUAAAGACCACGUUGGCGUUCGAGGAGAAGCAAAUCGUCUACUGGCAUCUCUCUUACGACACAGCAAGUCUCAAGAUGUAGUCAAUGCUAUUCAAAAGGCCAAAGGUGUGAAGCAUCUGGUCUCCAUGACAACUAGUGAGCACGCCAUUAUGCAAAAUGAAGCCCUCAUCGCAUUAGCCAUUGCAUCUGCCAUCAACCUUGAGGUUGUUGAAGGAGCCUUCAAAGAGUCUGACUUAGUGUCAAUCCUGCACAGAAUUUUGCAAGAUGAAUCUAUGGGACCAGAGGUGAAAUACAAUUCCAUGGGUCUAUUAUGUAGCCUCUUGGAUUCAGAUGACUUGCGGAAGGAAAUGGAAGUAAUCAACCUGAAAGAAACUUUGCAGAAGCUUCAAGGACACAGCAGCAGUAAUGUAGUCAAGCAGGCCAACAAAGUUCUGCAGAUUAUGGAACACUGUUGCCAGAACAGAGACCACUUCUUUCCAUAGUUAUAACAUUACAGAAACGUACAGCAAGAAACCCAAGCAUAGUGCACGCCAACAUCCCUGCAUUAGCCCAUGUAGCAACCUGCCUCUUCAAGAUGCCAAGAUUAGAUUCAAUUAGUAACUAUUACAUAGGCCUGUAAUGUAAAAUAAUAGUGUGGAUUUCUAAGUGUUGCAACAUUGUGUCGUCUACUCCAAUGAAUGAGAACAAAGGGUCAUUAAUAUUUAGUGCCAAACUCAAAUGGCUAUAGAUGGAACACAACCUGUGUUAGUCAGCAUUUUGUAAAAGUGUGUAGAUUUUUAAAAA
Bufo gargarizans (Asiatic toad) is the source of this 2169-nucleotide messenger RNA. RefSeq names its product rap1 GTPase-GDP dissociation stimulator 1-like. Gene Ontology annotation, cellular component: cytosol. The record is from RefSeq and is a predicted model, not a curated record. Lineage: Eukaryota; Metazoa; Chordata; Amphibia; Anura; Bufonidae. The transcript has 14 exons. Bases 279 to 1868 code for a protein of 529 amino acids. Gene Ontology annotation, biological process: positive regulation of GTPase activity. Gene Ontology annotation, molecular function: protein binding; guanyl-nucleotide exchange factor activity.